Molecule: messenger RNA, 601 nt
Organism: Asparagus officinalis (garden asparagus)
Lineage: Eukaryota; Viridiplantae; Streptophyta; Magnoliopsida; Asparagales; Asparagaceae
Product: cysteine-rich PDZ-binding protein
Exons: 4
Coding region: 58-348 (96 amino acids)
Biological process (GO): cytoplasmic microtubule organization
Molecular function (GO): microtubule binding
Source: RefSeq, a predicted model, not a curated record
UUAUAUUUUUGCGGAGCCGCUCUAUUCUUUCCCCCGAACAAAUUCUCUUCAGCGACGAUGGUGUGCGAAAAGUGCGAGAAGAAACUAUCAAAGGUGAUCGUACCGGACAAGUGGAAGGAGGGCGCCAGCAACACCACCGAGGGCGGCGGCCGAAAGAUCAACGAGAACAAGCUUCUCUCCAAAAAGAGCAGAUGGACACCAUAUGGAAAUACUAAGUGCAUUAUUUGCAAGCAGCAAGUCCACCAAAAUGCUAAGUACUGCCAUACAUGCGCUUACUCAAAAGGGGUCUGCGCAAUGUGUGGGAAGCAAAUACUGGAUACAAAAUUUUAUAAGCAGAGCAAUGUGUGAAAUUCUCCUGGAUUUGCUUUGAUCUGUACAUUAAAUGUGCUUAUUACUGUAGACAGAGAAGCUUUAUGGCAAGCCCUAUGAGUUGAUUGGAUAAAACUUUGCCGCAAUAUUUAUGGACUCUUUUAACUUGUUUCUUGUUUCGAAAAAUACACAAAUUGCAACCUAUUUGCAUCACGCUUGCUCGCCUAGUAUUUACUAGUUGUUGUUUACGGUUAUUGUAUGACUGAAUUUUUAUAAGCAUCCUAGUUAUGGA